AUGACUUCGCGCAUCUGCGUUAAGGGCCUCCCGAAGCAGUGCUCAGACCAGCAAUUACGCGAGCAUUUUUCCGAAAAGGGAGACAUAACAGAUGCCAAGAUCAUGCGCACAGAGGAUGGGCAUUCCAGGCAGUUUGGCUUUGUGGGCUUCCGCUCAGUGGCUGAAGCGCAGGCGGCAGUCAAGUAUUUCAAUCGCUCCUUCAUGGGGGCACAGCGCCUGACUGUGGAAUUCGCUGAAAAGUUCAGAGGCAGCCAUCUGCCCCGUGCCUGGAGCAAGUACACGGAAGGAAGCAGCCGCUACCAGAAGCUGCAUCAGGAUGAGGAGAAUGAGGAGAAGCCAAAGGGCGUCCGGGAGCUGAAGAAGCUGAAGAAGCAGCAGCGCAUGGGGGGCACAGCACCCGAAGAAGAGGAUCCAAAGCUGGCGGAGUUCCUGCAGCUGAUGCAGCCGCGGCGCGCCGGCGCAAUCUGGUCAAACGAAGAUACUGAGCUGGCGGCGGCGGCGGCGCAGACGCGCACCGCCGCCGGCAAGGCUGGCAGCACUGCCCCUGAGGCAUCCAACGGCGGCGAGGCUCUGGCAGGGGAUAGGCGGCAAGCAAGCAAAGGCGGAAAGAUGCAGGCUGUCCCUGCCCAGAAGGAUGCAGCGGUGGUGGAUACUGGUGUUUCAGACAUGGACUACCUGCGCUCGAGGGUGACCGGCAAUUUUGACGAGUCGGCCUCAGAUGAGGACAAUCUGGAGGAUGAAGACGCAGGAAUUGAAGGUGCAGUGUCUAUCACCUAUGCUAUUGAAAGAAAAGCGGUGCAUGCAGGGGAUGUUGCCGCUCAGCAGGCUGGCGCUGAGGCGUCCGAUGACAGUGACGGGGACGAAUUGGACCUUGAUCGCAUGGGCAGCCAUGGCAAGGCCGGCACCAAUAUUGGCGGAGAAGGGAGCGCAGCGGAGGAGGUCAGGGCGCAGACGAAGGAGGCAAGAAUCGAGGAGACCGGACGGCUGUUUGUGCGGAACCUGCCGUACUCAGCGACCGAGGCUGACCUGGCGGAGGCCUUUGGGCAGCACGGGCAGCUCUCCGAGGUGCACAUCGUUGUGGACAAGGCGACGAGGAAGUCCAAGGGCUUUGCCCUGAUACAAUAUGAGGAGGUGGCUGAUGCUAUCACAGCGAAGGAGGAGCUGGAUGAGUCCAUUUUCCAGGGCCGCCUGCUGCAUGUGCUCCCCGCGCACCGGCCCCCGCCGCAGCGCAGCGCAGCGCAGGCCGAGGCACGCCCCCGCACGGACUCUUUGCUGCGAAAGCAGCUGGCCUGCCUUACUUCCAUUUGCAGGGAGGGCGCCGGAAACCGCGCGGCGUGGAAUACUCUCUUCAUGCGGCCGGAUACGGUGGCGGCAGCAGUCGCGGAACACUACGGCGUCUCGCGGGCCGAGCUGCUCGACCGCGAUGCCUCCGAUCUGCCGGUGCGCAUGGCGUUAGGCGAGACGCACGUAAUAGCAAUGACUAAGCGCGCGCUUGGCGAGGCCGGCGUUGACGUGGCGGCGCUUGAGGCGGCGGCUGCGGCCGGUGGCAGGGCGGCCGCAAAGACAGCUGUCGCUCGCAGCCCAACCACACUACUCGUCAAGAACUUGCCGUAUACUGCCAGCGAGGCCGAGCUGGAGGAGACCUUUGGCAAGCUUGGGGCAAUAGCACGGCUGGUGCUGCCCCCAACGCGCACACUGGCGCUUGUGCAGUUCGCAGAGGCGGCCGACGCGCGCCGGGCAUUCAAGGCGCUGGCCUACAAACGUUUCCAGUCUGUGCCGCUCUAUUUGGAGUGGGCACCCGCCGAUGUCUUCAGCCCUGACGCGCCCCUGCAGCCUCGACUCCAGGCGCAGGCCGUCGUUGCCAAGAAGGCCAAGAAGGUUGACACAGAUGAGCCGGUGGAAGUGGCUGACCUGCCAGCUGGCGAUGACGAGGCAGAGUCCACCACCAUCUAUGUGAAGAACUUGGCCUUUGCCACCACCGACGCCACACUCAGGGCGCAUUUCGACGCGGUUGUGAGCGCGGCGGGAGGCAGCAUCCGCGCAGCCAGCGUGGCAAAGAGGAAGGGCCCGGACGGCAAGCCGCUGUCGUCGGGCUUCGGCUUCAUCGAAUGCUCCUCUGAGGACGUCGCCAAGAUUGCCAUCAAGAAGCAGCAGGGGUCCAUACUGGACGGGCACAAGUUGGCGCUGCAGCUCAGUUUGCGCAAGGUGGGCGGCAAGGCUGCAAAGCCUUCUGCCAAAGAGACGGCGGCCGCUGCCGACACCGGCAAGGCCAAGGGGACGAAGCUCGUUGUGCGGAAUGUGGCGUUUGAAGCCACGCGCAAGGACGUGGCCGCCCUGUUUGCGCCCUUUGGGCAGAUUAAAAGCUGCCGGCUGCCCAAGAAGUUUGACGGCAGCCACAGGGGCUUUGCGUUCGUGGACUUCCUGACAAAGCAGGAGGCCAAAUCCGCGGCUGAGGCGGUGGCUGGCACGCAUCUGUACGGGCGCCGGCUGGUGGUGGAAUGGGCGGAGGCUGACGAGGCCGGCCUGGAUGAGCUGCGCGCAAAGACGGCCGCACGCUUCCGGCCGGACGAGGACGCCGCGGGAGACCAGCACCCGGCCAAGAAGCAGCGCAAGAAUCUGGACUUUGUCUAG
Molecule: messenger RNA, 2631 nt
Organism: Coccomyxa subellipsoidea C-169
Lineage: Eukaryota; Viridiplantae; Chlorophyta; Trebouxiophyceae; Coccomyxaceae
Exons: 15
Coding region: 1-2631 (876 amino acids)
Molecular function (GO): RNA binding
Source: RefSeq, a predicted model, not a curated record